AUGGCUUCGGUUGUUAAAGGAACUGAAGCCAUAGGUGAGGACGCAAUUGCUACGGUGGCGCGUCAUGUCCACGCACCACCGGCAUGGAAGCAUUACCGAGGUGUGAGGCGCAGGCCAUGGGGGAAGUUCACGGCGGAGAUAAGGGAUCCGAAGAAGAACGGAGCUAGGGUUUGGCUUGGAACUUUUGACAUGGAGGAGAAAGCGGCGAGGAAGGAAGAGAAGGAUGCGUCGCUGCUUGUUCCCCUCCGUACUCUCCAAACACUACGACACUCUCUCAUCCGACGAAGCCUCCGCCGCCGCUCACCAGAUCGAGGGUUGGUGGCGCAAUGGUUGGUGGAGCGGUGGCUGGUGGCGCAGUUGGUGCAUGAAGAUGGCUUUGGUUCUCAUAUACUCGAAGCAAAAAAGUCCCUCUAUGGCUCCGGUCCUUUGCAACCGAGAUCAAAGGUUCCUCCUUUUGGUCUCAUCUCAAUAUGUCUCGGGUUUAAAACCGAGGCAAAAUGA
Molecule: messenger RNA, 501 nt
Organism: Vigna unguiculata (cowpea)
Lineage: Eukaryota; Viridiplantae; Streptophyta; Magnoliopsida; Fabales; Fabaceae
Source: RefSeq, a predicted model, not a curated record